Suillus subalutaceus is the source of this 1460-nucleotide messenger RNA. RefSeq names its product mitochondrial carrier domain-containing protein. Bases 118 to 1098 code for a protein of 326 amino acids. The record is from RefSeq and is a predicted model, not a curated record. Gene Ontology annotation, biological process: folate import into mitochondrion; nucleotide transport. The transcript has 7 exons. Gene Ontology annotation, cellular component: mitochondrion. Gene Ontology annotation, molecular function: folic acid transmembrane transporter activity; FAD transmembrane transporter activity. NCBI's taxonomy places the organism in Eukaryota, Fungi, Basidiomycota, Agaricomycetes, Boletales, Suillaceae.
GUUGUAGCCAGCCUUCGGAUAGCCGGAAUAAUACUACCGGUUAUAUCCGUUAAGGUUAUUGAUUCAGUUGUCCGACUUCCAAGUCAUCUCAGCAGCUGACGGUGCAGUCACAGCUGCAUGUCUCUACAUCAGCCAAGCUUCUUUCCGACAACUGCACUAGACCAUGCGGCAGCAGGCCUCGGAGCAGGCGUCGUCGCCGUCCUAUGCAUGCACCCUCUCGAUCUUCUCAAAGUCAAGUUACAGGUAGCAACAAAAAACCCGCAGGGUGGAAUCGGAAAAGCCAUAUGGAACUCUUUGCGUGAAAUACACGCCAGUGAAGGGUGGAAAGGGCUGUACCGAGGCGUAGGACCAAAUAUUGCGGGGAACGCUUCGAGCUGGGGACUCUACUUUCUUUUCUACAACAUGUUGAAGAAGCGUGCAUCCGGAGACGACCCGAAUUAUAGGAUGUCCCCCGGGGCAUACCUACUCUGUUCCGCUCAAGCGAGUGCGGUCACAGCUAUAAUGACCAACCCUAUAUGGGUUGUGAAAGUGCGUAUGUUUACGACGCGUGCCGAUUCACCGACGUCAUAUCGUAGCCUCUCAGACGGUAUUACUUCGAUAUGGAAGCACGAAGGCUUCGCUGGCCUGUGGAAAGGGACCAGUUUGGCCUUGGUCGGUGUCAGCAACGGCGCGGUGCAGUUCAUGGCAUACGAAGAGAUGAAACGAUGGGGUUUCGAACAAAAACGAAAACGGUUUGCAAAGGCCGGAAAGGUGAUGGGACCGGAGGACGACAAGCUCUCAAACACUUCCUACACAUUAAUGUCCGGUGCUAGCAAGCUCUGGGCUCUUGCGCUUACUUAUCCAUACCAAGUCAUUCGUUCUCGAAUACAGAACAAUGCCACCACUCACUUAUACCCCGACAUAUCGACCACCAUCAAACGCACUUGGCAAGGCGAAAGGAUUCGCGGGUUCUAUCGUGGGAUGGGGACGAACCUCGUACGCGUUCUUCCUGGGACUUGCGUCACUUUUGUUGUAUACGAGAACCUUGCAUGGUUAUUACGGACAUCUGCGGCGCGAAGGGAAGCAAAAAGACGAGACCCAACUACCGAGGAGGAUUGAAUCCACAAAAAUAUCUUAGUUAAUAAACAGCGCGCCUCCUCGCUAUUAGAAAAAGUAGCUUCCUCCAAAGUCAUUUUUCAUUCCCUGAUAGGUAAAAUCUACACCCCGAGCAAAGGUUCAGCCUUACAGACUUGGACCCUCGGCCUACUGCUUGGUAGGCACCUUCUGCACGACUCUGGCUCGAUCGAGUUCAGGUUUGUACCCCCGCGAAGCUGUUCCUCCAAGUAUCAUGCCAUCGCGGCCUUUCCUGCGAACACCAUCCGACGUGUAGAUUCAUCGCUAGCAUUCGUAUUGUCAUUCAUGUAUAUAGAGUACACACUUCGUAAGACAGUCAUAUAUUGUACGUGAAUCGAGCGUAUCAC